Molecule: messenger RNA, 765 nt
Organism: Fraxinus pennsylvanica
Lineage: Eukaryota; Viridiplantae; Streptophyta; Magnoliopsida; Lamiales; Oleaceae
Source: the annotation of a GenBank genome assembly
AUGGAGGAAAACGUACAAGAAGGAUCCAUCGCGGUGACCGGCACGACGGAGACAGACAAUGAAGACAAAGGAUCUGUUGUGGUGGCCGGUGCGGUGGAGGAGGAGCUGAAGCUGGAGAUCAACGACUUCAAGUUUAAGGAUGAGGCUAAGGCGGUGAGGAACCUGAGAAGUGAGCGAUUGGCAAAUCUGAUAGGAUGUUGCUAUGAGGAAGAGGAGAGAUUGCUGGUGGCAGAGUUUAUGCCUAACGAAACUGCGGAUGUUGAUCCAGAGACCGUAGCAGGACAACCAAAGAAGAGAACGUUGAAGAAGUUUAGCUUCAGGGGUGUUGAUCUUGAUGCCCUUUUUGAUAGAGGAAAGGGGUGGCUGACUUCUUGCAAGAAGGCUGCCUGCAGAACGCCGAAGGCUGUUCAAGGGCAUCGCAUUAAGAAUGCUUCCUGCAAGUUAAAUGCUGAGUUGAAGCAUUAUCAUAGUAAUCACAGAUUGCUGUUGAUUGGAACUCCUUUGCAGAACAAUCCUGAGGAACCGUGGGCACUGUUUAACUUCUUGUUGCCCAAUAAUUUUAACUCAUCAGAAGAUUUUUCCCCACGGUUUAAUAAACCAUUUGAAAGUAAUGGUGACAAUUCACCGGAUGAAGCUUUACUCUCUGAAGAGGAGAAUCUUUUGAUCAUAAAUCGUCUUCACCAAGUGCUACGGCCCUUUGUGCUUCGAAGAUUAAAACACAAGGUUUUAUUUUCCUGUUCAAUGGAAUGCCAGAGAUGUCCAUAA